Cololabis saira (Pacific saury) is the source of this 1251-nucleotide messenger RNA. RefSeq names its product cytochrome b-245 light chain (gene cyba). Gene Ontology annotation, molecular function: heme binding. Gene Ontology annotation, cellular component: NADPH oxidase complex. The coding region runs from base 90 to 647 and encodes 185 amino acids. The transcript has 6 exons. The record is from RefSeq and is a predicted model, not a curated record. Gene Ontology annotation, biological process: superoxide anion generation. NCBI's taxonomy places the organism in Eukaryota, Metazoa, Chordata, Actinopteri, Beloniformes, Belonidae.
UGGCUGUACUCGCACGUCACGUAAACACACUUUGUUCCUGGUGGAGGCUGAAGCUGCGGAGAGUUUGAGCGGACCGUCGAGGUGACGCGAUGGGGAAGAUCGAGUGGGCGAUGUGGGCAAACGAGCAGGCUCUGGCCGCGGGGCUGAUUCUUCUCACAGGAGGAAUUGUGGGGGUAGCUGGGCAGUUCAGGGGCUGGCCGUUUGCAGCCUAUGCAGUUGCUGCUGGAGUGUUUGUGUGUCUGCUUGAGUAUCCCAGAAGCAAGAGGGCCAAGGGCACAAGUGUGGAAAGAACGGGACAGUACUGCUUCACAGUGUGUGUAAAAGCCUUUGGACCAUUAACGAGGAACUACUAUGUCAGGGCGUUUUUACAUGCUGCCAUCUGUGUACCGGGAGGUUUCAUGCUUGCUACUGUCCUGGGGUGUGUCUGCCUUGGCAUCGCCAGUCUCAUCUAUCUUGCAGCUGCUAUCCGAGGCGAACACUGGGAGCCCAUUAUGCCACGGAAAGAAGUUCGAAAGCCCGUCCCACAGAGUAUCAAGAAUCCUCCUCAGAAUCCGCCACCAAGGCCUCCUGCAGAGAUGCGCAGGAAACCACCAAAGGACCUAGAGGGAGCAGCCUAUGACAAUCCUAUGCCCAUCACUGAUGAGUAGCCAGCGCAGGGCUCUGCUGAAUCCUUCCAUCUCAGAGCCAGUCACAGUUGGACAUCACCAGAGUCUGUGACGAUGAAUGAAUGAAGGGUUUUCUGAGUGUUAGUGAAGCCAGUCAAGUAGUAACGUGUUCAGCAUGGCUUCUUACCUCAAAAAUACAAGAAGGAUUUUUUUCUUUACUCUUGCAGAAAAGAAAAACACCACAGAAGGUAAAUGUAAAUGCUGGAGCUGCUAGGUGACAACCGCGAACAUUCAGUUUUGAAUAACGUACAGUAAAUAUGUUGACGCUUUCUGUUCUAAUAAACGUGCAAAAGUUCAAGCUAAACGUGCAAAAGUUCAAGCCAAUGCCAGUUUCCUGUCCCUGAAAAUAUAGUUAAGGUUGUGUUGCCACUAACGCAUCUGAAAACUUAAUGAAUUAUGUUCUCACCCUGUAUUCAUGAUGUUACUGUAUUUCCUGAAGGCAACUGAAUACAUAGAAGAUGAUUAUAUUUUUAACAGAACAAAACUGGAUAGUUUUUUGGUUGUUUUCAGUGGUUAUUAGCUAUUUCUUUAUUUGUCUAGGUCAUUCUUUUAAACUGUUGUAAAUAAAUCUCUUGCUUUCUUUGAA